AUGGGUUUCGGAGCCUUGAGAUCCAUAAUUCGGCCCGUAUCGCGAACCCUCCUGUCGACUCGACCCGCAUCUCAUUUCUUCCCUGCUGCGAUCUCUCCGUCUCCACCACAGCAGCUCCGCCACCUCGUCGGUUCAUUCCGCCGCAAUCUUCCUUGGAUUCCACCGCCUUCCGCCUUCCACAGCCUGACUGAAACCCGCUAUCCGAAACGCCGCCCCAGUGACAAGCCUCGACGGAAAAGAGCCAGCUUAAGACCCCCAGGGCCAUAUGCCUGGGUGAAAUAUGUUCCGGGUCAACCGAUACUUCCCAACCAACCUAAUGAGGGAAGUGUCAAGCGAAGGAAUGAGAAGAAGCGAAUCAAACAACAUCGCACAUUUAUAUUGUCUGAAAAAAAGAAGCGUAAAGCUCAGUUUCAAGAGGCCAAAGGGAAGAAAGACAUGCAGAGGGUGGAGCGAAAGAUGGCUGCAGUUGCAAGGGAAAGAGCAUGGGCUCAAAGAUUAGUUGAACUGCAGCAGCUUGAAGAAGAAAAAAAGCAAUCUGUGGCUUGA
Fraxinus pennsylvanica is the source of this 546-nucleotide messenger RNA. The record is from the annotation of a GenBank genome assembly. Lineage: Eukaryota; Viridiplantae; Streptophyta; Magnoliopsida; Lamiales; Oleaceae.